Messenger RNA from Schizophyllum commune H4-8, 2271 nucleotides. RefSeq lists its product as uncharacterized. Bases 1 to 2271 code for a protein of 756 amino acids. NCBI's taxonomy places the organism in Eukaryota, Fungi, Basidiomycota, Agaricomycetes, Agaricales, Schizophyllaceae. The transcript is spliced from 2 exons. The record is from RefSeq and is a predicted model, not a curated record.
AUGUCUCGCAAGAAAUCGCAUAACAAAGCUUCCUCUGCGAAGGCUCCUGCGCCGAAACCAGCGCGCGACCAGUACCACCAUAUCAUUCCACGCUUCAUCCUCCGCAGAUAUCAGGUCGGGCCUGCUCUAUCGAACGUCGAGCGAAACAAGGCCUUCCAGCGCGACGGCUUCAUACCUGAGUAUGUCCUCUUCUUCGACAUCGCCACGAACACGCUCGACACGCGUCUGCUCGGCGAGGUGUACGGCGCCAAGAAUCUGUACCGCGACAUCAGCAACGCGGACGACGUCAACCAUAUCGAGACGAAGCUGGCGCAGCUCGAGCAGCGCGCGGCCACCUCCAUAGCCGACAUCCACAAGUCCAUCCCCUCCGGCAAGUUCACCCUCACGCGGGCCGAGCUGGAGAACCUGCGCAAGUUUCUCUUCGUGAUGCACAUCCGCAACGUUCAGUGCUCGCAGAACUACUUCAACAAGGAGCUGAACCCCGGGUCGGAUAGGUUCAUAGAGGCGUGGGGCAAGAAACACGGAGCGCAUACACCGGUCGACAUGUGGAUUCAAUUUAUCCGCUAUCUUGUGGACACGCCCCAUGGGCAAAUACUCUUGGACGGUGGCGAGCUGACCAUGAAGGGUCUUCCCGACGUCGAAACCCUACAUGCUCACGAGAAUGCUCAAGCCGUUGCGUACGAGCAGCAGGCGAACUGGUACUAUCUGGGAGUGUGGGAGGCUGCAAGCACCGACGAGUUCGUGCUCACCUCGUCAUCUUUCGGACUCUGGGAAGGCUUCCUCAUACCCGAACGGCAGUGCUACGUGCAUCGCCUCUACAUCUUGAGCCCAAGAUUGGUCGUUGUCCUUCGACUUUGCCAGCUGCGUCCUGAAUCGCCCGACCGCGCCUCAGUCCGCUCUAUGUGCCGGAGCGACCUCGUCGACUUGCCUCUUGCGCCCGCGGAGUCAACGUAUACAGGCCCUCCACUGCGAUUCACGGACGAGAAUGAUAUGCAAGAAUAUCUGCGCUCAAAAGCGUUCUCCGACUAUAAAAUGUCUCCCGCCGGCCAACGGGAUACCUACGCGUUCAAGUUCAAUAAACUCACACCUGAACAAACCUUGGCCGUGAAUCGAACCAUCCUCGAGAAUACUCGGGCCGAUGGAUCGCUCACCUUCGCUUCCAAGAGUCUCAUGGCGCGCACCCUUCAAUUAUACCUCCGCGGCGUGCGCUGCUGGGACGAGCACAGGGACAGCUACAAGGUGCUGCUCGAAUGUUUGGUGCAGCGGCCUCGACAUAACCCGUGUCAAUCUCUAGACGACGGACCCCUCCAGGACCUCAUGACCGUCAUCCUUCAGGCCGACACGGACAUCUCAGGACGGCGGUCGUGGUACGCCUGUGGCGCAGCAGUCGUAGGAAUGCCCCGCCUCGUGGGCGAGCAGGCGCCGAGCGACAUGGCUUUCGCAGUCGCCUACGGCGCAUACGUCCUGUUCAUCAUUUUCCACCUCUACUCGAAUGCUCCUCCCCAAGAAGUGUACGCCAGCGACCUCAUGCCCGUCGCUCGCCCGAUGAAUCUCACCUGCGAGGAGUCCACGCGCCUCAUACACGCUGCUCGACCUCUUCUGCGUGCGGCGGUCCCCUCCUGCGCCUGCACUGCGGAGAGCACCGACGCGGAGCGCGUGUUGGAGGCCGCUGUCAUCGUGAGCGUCCUCGAUGCCGCAGUCGUAGACUUGCGCCUGCGCUUAUCUCUACGUGAAAGGGCCCCUGCCCUCGCGGAGUACCUGUACGUCGGCCCAGGAUCGCCUCUGCUUCCUCACGAUGUCGAGCGCAUCGAAAAAGACCUCCGCAACUUCGCCCGUGGCGCCAUCCAUGGCCGGAUCACGUCGCGGAAUUGGUACGAGCGCGCUCGCACUCUGCACACCUACUUCCUCGUUCUGGAGGACUCGGUGCCGGGUCGUAGUUUUCGGGCCCCUCUCUCGCAGAUCAUCGCCCGAUUGCAGAGAGUGCUGAGGCAACUAUCGCCUGGUUUCGUUCCUCCGCGUCAUGUACGACCGAAAGGCAGAGUGGCCGACGACGACGCCGAUGCUUUGCUGGGAUUUCUGUCCGCUCUUGCUGAAACAAUCGGUGCUCGGAUAGACCAGCACGACAUGAGCGCUGCGAAAAGGAUUCAAUAUGACGCAACCCUAUAUGGCCUUUUAGACUGGAUAGUAAAGCACAGAUAUGAUUUUUUCGAGGCCGCAGUGGAAGAGUCACUAUAUGGUCGACCCGCCUCCACCUUCGUCGACUAUUAUUGA